AUGACAGAGAUGGAACAACCUAUGCUACAACAGCACACGGGAGUAGGCAACGUACACACCGCGGUGGGGCAGUCGAGGACAGGCGGGGAGGGGCUGGCGCUGAAGGACGAGGCGGCGGUGUCUGCAGCGACGACGGCGAGCUCGACGCUGGCGGAGGGGCCGGAGGAGGGCGGGCGGGCGGCGGCGCCGCCGCCCGAGCCGGACAUGACGCAGCUGCCGGCGGAGCCGAUGCCUAAGCACCAGCAGAAGCACGCGCAGACGUCGAUCAAGGCGGUGAAGCGGCUCAAGGACGCGAAACCGUUUCUGCAGCCGGUGGACCCGGUGAAGCUCAACGUACCGCACUACUUCCAGCACAUCAAGCGGCCGAUGGACCUCUCGACGAUCGAGCGGAAGCUGGCGGUGGGGGCGUACGAGACGCCGGAGCAGGUGGCGCAGGACUUCAACUUGAUGGUGGACAACUGCGCGAAGUUCAACGGGGCGUCGUCGGUGAUCGCGCAGAUGGCGCGGAACAUCCAGGCGUCGUUCGAGAAGUACAUGCUGAACAUGCCGCCGCGCGACCAGCCGGUGCAGCCGCGCAAGCGGCGGAAGUCGAGCGAGGAGGCGGCGGUGGUGAUCCGGCGCGCGGAGACGCACACGGGGCGGCCGAAGCGCGAGAUCCACCCGCCGAAGUCGAAGGACAUCUACCCGCUGGAGAACGCGAAGCCGCAGUCGAAGAAGCACCAGACGGAGAUGAAGUUCUGCCAGCAGGUGCUGAAGGAGUUGACGGCGAAGAAGCACGCGUCGUUCAACUACCCGUUCCUCGAGCCGGUAGAUCCCAUCGCGCUCAACUGUCCCUCGUACUUCGACUACGUGAAGGAGCCGAUGGACUUGGGCACGAUCGGCAAGAAGUUGGGCAACUGGGAGUACGCGGACUACGACGACUUCGAGCGCGAUGUGCGGCUCGUGUUCAAGAACUGCUACGCGUUCAACCCCGACGGCACACUGGUCAACAUGAUGGGACACCGCCUGGAGGACGUGUUCAACUCCAAGUGGGCGGACCGGCCGAUUGUUGCGGACGAGGACUCGGAUGAGGGCGAGGACGACUCCGAGUACGAGAGCGACGUGCCGUACACAGAAGAGGACAUUGACGAGAGCCUGAUAACGAACCCUGCGAUCCAGUACCUGGAGCAGCAGUUGGCGCGCAUGAAGGUCGAGCUCCAGCAGCUCAAGCGCCAGGAGCUGGAGCGCAUCCGCAAGGAGAGGCGACUUGCCCGCGGGCUGUCCAACGGCGGCUCUUCGUCCACCGGCCGGCGCAAGCGCUCCCGCACCGCAAGGAAGAAAGGUGGCGCCGGCGCUGCUGCAGCUGCCGGCGGUAGCAGUGGCGGUGGUGCUGGGCUCGGCAACGGCUCCGGCGGCAGUGGUCUCGUCAAGAAGAAGAGAAAGCUGAAGACCGUCGUCACCUACGACAUGAAGCGCAUCAUCAGCGAGCGCAUCGGCGACCUCCCGGAGGCCAAGUUGGAGCGCGCGGUUGACAUCAUCAAGAACUCGAUGCCCGACAUUGUAGGUGCGGACGGCGAGGUCGAGCUCGAUAUUGACCAAUUGGACGAUACCACGAUACUGACCCUAUACAACACAUUUUUCCGGCAAUACGGCGCUCCGUCCAGUAGCGUGGCCGAGGAUGAGCUACGAACAAACUCCCUCUCUCCUCCGUCGGCUGCAUCUUCCAAAGCCAACAAGCGCAGAAGAAGCAAAGCAUUAAGCGAAGAGGAGCAGAAUAAGCAAAUUGAAAAGAUAAAGAACAAAUUGGCUAUCUUGGACAGCGCUUCUCCUGUCUCCCCUAACUUACUCGGCCUCCUGUCCGGGAACAACGAGGGCUCCUCCGAAGAUGACGAUGACGACGACAUCAGCAGUGAAAGCGAGGAGGAGUGA
Eremothecium gossypii ATCC 10895 is the source of this 1908-nucleotide messenger RNA. It is a transcript of the gene BDF1, whose product is annotated as chromatin-binding protein BDF1. Lineage: Eukaryota; Fungi; Ascomycota; Saccharomycetes; Saccharomycetales; Saccharomycetaceae. Gene Ontology annotation, biological process: regulation of DNA-templated transcription; chromatin remodeling. Bases 1 to 1908 code for a protein of 635 amino acids. Gene Ontology annotation, cellular component: chromatin; nucleus. The transcript has a single exon. The record is from RefSeq and is marked provisional.